This is a messenger RNA of Porites lobata, 4996 nucleotides long. The record is from the annotation of a GenBank genome assembly. NCBI's taxonomy places the organism in Eukaryota, Metazoa, Cnidaria, Anthozoa, Scleractinia, Poritidae.
AUGUCUGCUUUUUCAGAAGAAAAAUUUACACCCUUAAGAGAUAUGUCUACCAGGAAAAGCAGUUCUCCUGAGUUUGAAAUGCGAUUGCUUCAUCGCCUCGAAGGACACGGCGGAGCAGUCAGGUAUUGUACAGUUGAUCCAGGAGGGAAAAUUCUUGCGACAUGUUCAACCGACGGAAAAAUCAAUCUUUGGUCGAUAGCGACAGGAGAAAAUAUAAGAACUCUGAAAGACGGGCAUUCUGCUGAAGUGACAUCUUGUUCCUUCUGUUCGUUUGGAUCGAUUUUAGCAUCAUCUUCCCGCGAUAAGAAAGUCAUUUUGUGGAACUACCAGACUGGAAAACGAGCUUCUCGUUUAGGUAGGUUUAUGACCUUGUAUAUUGAAUUUUUGUUAAUGAGGUAAAAUGAAAAAAGAUGGGAAAAUUAUGGCAUUUUCUUCAAACAUAACUUAGUCUGAAUCCAGACAUAAAGAAAGAUAAGGAUUAUCAUGGUUAAUAGUUUUCACACGCUGUCGGUCAGCUUUAUUUUUUGGUCAACUUUUUUCCCGGUAAAUACAGAAUCAAGGCUGUAGCGCUAAAAACAAGCCUCGAUUUUUGAAUUAUAAGAAAUCAUGUUGAGUUUACUAUUCAGGCUAAUAUAUUAUGUUGUUCUGUACUUAUUGAACAAUGUUCUAGUAAAAAUACUAGAAUUUCUGCUCUUUGGAGGCUAACACAUAGUCAUAAACACAACUUUGUUGGAAGAAAAAAAUCCGCCAACGCUUAAUUUUACGAUACAUUCGAGAUCGAUAGUUUCCCUUUAUAGCUUUAUUGUUGAGUACAUUUUUAUUCAUCAACUUUCCUAUGUAGUCCGAGCUGUAUUUUUAAAGUUUCGAAUUCCCGAUGUGAAUUAAGUUUUUUUUCAAAUUGCAAUUGUGCUUUUUCGAAUGUUCAUUUUUCUAUAUACGAGGGUAUUACAAAGAAUUUACCUGGUGCAUCGCGCGACAGAAUUUCAUUUGCCUGAAGUAAUACAAAUAUUGAAUGAUUCCUUUGUUACUUAUAUUUAAGAAGAAAGCAUUUGUCAAACACGAUGCACCUGUUUCGUUAUAAAUAUUAAUGUCCUGAAGGCAAACCUGGAUGCGUUACAAAUUUGCAUUUCUUUUCUGUCAACUCAUGAAAAGAUUUACUUUCUUUUGUGGUUAAAACUGUUGCAAGACCUUUAUGCCUAAAGAUCCUUCAAAAACGUUGAAUACUUUACUCGAUCGAUCGCUUAUUUGUAAACACAAUCAUUUGUCAUCACGCCGUUAUCAGUUUUUUUUUUCAAGAAGAAUAAAAUGAAUAAAACCCUUUCCGCCACUUUGAGUUAAUAGAAAUUCACUCCGAGAUUUAGCUACUGAGAUUUAGAUUAUAAAUUACAAUCAUACAAAAAAAUAUAUUUGAUUUGAUUGAAAUGAAAUAUGAAAUAGCGGAAAGGGAUAUGACAAUAUCAUUUCGAGGUUUUUUUUAUUUGGGGUUCAUGUCCGGCCCUUGGUAAAAAAAGUAAAAAAAGAAAAUCCAGGCUCACGAAGGUAAUUCAUUAGCGUUAACUCAGAUUACAUAUGACGCAAUCAUUAAGCCCAUUUACAACAGCAAGUUUUUCUUUUAAAGGGUCGUUGUUAAGGUGACCUAAAAGCUUAUAACACUGACACAGUCACAGUAAUAUGAUAAUUACCAGACUCUUAAUUCUUGGGUUGGUUAUUCCCAACAAUUAAGAUUCGUAAACGCUGAAAUGAUCUAUUUUGCAGUACGUUUCUUCUUAGUUACAAAAGAAACCAAUUUUGAUAGGCGCUUGAAAACAUGUCUCUUUUUUUUAAAGUCAGUUUGGAAACUUUUUACGUAAAGAGUGAACCUACUCCCCUACCACUAUCGAUUGUAGGGAAACCCGGCGCCCAACGCGAGUCAAAAAUUGAUUUAGGGUGCAUUUCUACGUGUGUAAAUAAAAUAGAGGCAAUGUAUGAAAGGCUUCGUGUAAACGUAAAAGUUGAGCGAGGUUUAACUUCUACUUUUACGAUAUUUUAUUACGCGUGUUAAAUUUAUCUGCGUGCGCACGGGAAAAUUACGGACUGUGGUUUUUAUUGAUUGACAAAAAUGUCAUCUUUUAUUAGUUGUCAGGCCCUCUUCUCAUGCCGAAGGUUUCCGAGAUUUUCCCUUUAUUAUCGCUGUUUCCAUCCCAGUUUGUCGCCGCGUUAGCUCUAUGUAUUUUGGCAACUCGCGAUCGCUCGCACAAAAACAACGGGUUGAAACCAACGGCGAUUUACAGCGAUGAAUAUAAAUAAAAUGCGUUGUGGUGGAGAAGAAUGUAUUAAUCCUUUCUUCUUCAAUACUCCCUGAAUGCUUCGCCUCUUCCUCUAACUCUUCUACUAAAUUCUCUGCACGUACAAUGAACCAUCUUCGAUCGUCCUGAAUACGUUCUCUUAAGCUUCCUUUUCUUUUGUCACAUAAUUUGAUUUUCAGAGCUCCAUUCCGAUGCCGUCCUUUUCUGCGCUUUCUCCAAAGAUGGGAAAUUUCUCGCGUCUGCCUCACGUGAUAAAACCGCUCGUCUUUACAAGAUACGCUCGGAGGUGGGAGAAUUUGUCCCUGGAGCGGACGUUAGGCAGCUCUCCGGCCAUACCGCUGCGGUGAAUGUGGUUAAGUUUUCAUUGGACGGUGCCAUAGCUUUGACAGGCUCAGACGACAGAACGAUUCGUGCUUGGAGAAAGGAAAACGAUUGGGCUUGCGUUUGUACAUUGACCGACUUUUACGGACCCGUAAAAAGAAUUAUAUUUUCGCCGGUGAAGGACCCUGUGUUUGUAACUCUGGCUGGCUACAGAGCUACCCUUUGGACCAUGCAUGGCAAUAACUUUACGCCCAACUGCAGCGUUGAUGUGAGAGGCAGUGACAAACAAAUUAAGGUUAGGAUAAUCACUUUAGUGCGAAUGGACACCCUUUUUUCCUAGACACAUAUAUCUGGCCGGAUUUUUUAACAAGUUACCACCAAAUAGACCUCUUUUAAUUUCCGUCAAACAGUUUUAUCGGCCAAAAAUCAUCUCUGAGGUAGCCAUUAUAAAACCGAAGAGUAAACCCUUGCUCUUUUCUCUUCUCCUCCUUUCUUCCUCCUCGCUAUUUCUACGGUAAAAAGAGCAACAAAAACAUGCAACUUGUUUUGCAACAUUGCCGCACAACGAGUUGAAAAGCAAUGUAGCGCGUUUUACUUCACACGUUCAAACCUGUCUUGCAACAAACAAGGUUGCUGUUGCAAGCUGACUCCUGAUUGAAUAAAAUUACGCGGGAAUGACGCCAUACACUGGAUUUACGUCACUUGCUGCAAAAUACGUUUUCCUUGGGCCGGUAAACCUCGCAACAUGAUUACAAAUUACAGAUUUUCUUGCAAAAAGUAUCAUUUCUCUCUACUUUCUGCGACAACUUUUCGCAAACUGUACAACCUGAUUUGUUGGAAGACAGUUUGUUUCGUGGGUGGUAAAACGCGGAACAUCACUCUUCAACUCAGUUUGCAACAAGUUGCCCGUUUUUGAUGUCCGUUUUAUCGUACCUUUAUCUCCUGGUUUCUAUAUUCAUCAUCACUAGAAGAGAACUUUUAUGUUCUCUCGUCAUGAUAGAGAGGGCAGUAGAGGCUCGACUAUAUUUUGUCUUUUAACCUUUUUCAAAAUAUCAUCUGGAAAUUUUGUCGAAUGUUGUCUUUGGCCACUUCUGGGAGUAAAAGGGUUAACAUAUACAGUUAAGCUCCAUUACUUUAGGAUUUCAUCCAGAACUUUGAAGAUUUGAUGGAUACAUCUAAAACAGAGUAAUACUGAUGGAAUUGUUCGCGCAGUAACUUUCAUUUCUAUAUGAAACUUGAGGAUUUCUCCCAAACACUCCAAAGUCACAAACAUGUUUUAACACGUUUUGAGAGAGAAUUUUGAAGAACAAUACCUUGUGUAUAACUGGAGGAUUUUUUUCCUCACUUAGGAUAUUACUUUCAUCCCGGAUGGGAGGUACGUUGUAGGAGUGGCUGUGGACGGAACUGUCAACAUAUGGGACUCUGCUGUGGAAGAAAAAGGAGCUUGUACAACCUGGAAAUGUUUAUCACACAAUCUAAGUCAAGCGGGAAUGAAGGAAGGUGGCCGGUGAGUGUGAAGUCUGAUGCACUUUGCUCGAGAUUUUUUGUUUAAAACUUUUAACUCUUUGCAGUGAGGGUUUUAGUCUCCCACGCAAAAGUUCUUUUGGCUCGUCACCCAAUCCUCCCCAACGAAAAUAAAAAGUAGAUUUGGGGAAGGAAAGCGUGAUGAAGCCCUAAGAAGAUCAGUUACAACAUUUUAGCACAUAAUGAUUAGUAUAAAUUCGUGCUCACCAGCUGGACUAAGUAAUAACCAACGUACACCAAGUAAUAACCAACGUCUCCACGCACGGGAGGCUAUGGGACCUUCACGUACGUACCGCAAAUCCUCUAUUAAGUCCCGGGGGCUUAUUUAUUUCAAACACAUUUAACGGGGCGGGGGGGUAGUUAAUAGAGACGGGAGGCUUAUUUGAGAGGGGGGCUUAUUUAAUUUAGCAAAGACGAUGGUAGUUCACCAUAAAGAACUAAGGAUGCAAAGUGGAAAAGCUCAAGUCACAAGCAAAUCAAAACUUCCAGCUGGUGAAUAAACCAUUUUCAGUCCACACGAAGUUUUACAGUCGUGAUUGAUGAAUACAAUCUAUCAUAUUAGUGACUAAUAAUAAUUCGCAUGGUGAGGAGCUAAAAAAUCAAACGCCGUUGAAGUUUCUCCACCGAUCAGAUCGGAAACCAAAACCACAUCAUUUUCCCGCGCUUGGUACCCGAAACAUAGACUCGCGUCGAGAUCUGAUUGGUUUAUUCGCCACUUCAGAAACGAGAAAGAAACUGGAGGCGAAGUAUGCCCCGCACUUAAUUCUGGGAUCGUUGCUGGAGACGUGUCGGUCGGCUAUUGGCCAAUAUGUUCCCUUUCCCUAGCAACAGUCCCAGAAGUCUUUGCGAAAGUUUACUCGAGCUAA